AUGUCAAACACCCUGAUGGGGCCAUUGCCGACAGUUCCUUCAAUCUCAACCUCAAACACCCUGAUGGCGACAUCCUCUGCAGUGCUUUCAAUCACCUUCAAUUUCAAUGUCAAACACCCUGACGGAGACAUCCCCCACGGCACCUUCAAUCUCAACCUCAAACACCCCGACGGUGACAUCCUCCGUGGUGCUUUCAAUUUUAAUGACAAACACCCCGACGGAGACAUCCCCCACAGCACCUUCAAUUUCAAUGUCAAACACCCUGAUGGAGACAUCCCCCAUGGCACCUUCAAUCUCAACCUCAAACACCCCGACGGUGACAUCCUCCGUGGUGCUUUCAAUUUUAAUGACAAACACCCUGACAGAGACAUCCCCCACGGCACCUUCAAUUUCAAUGUCAAACACCCUGACAGAGACAUCCCCCACGGCACCUUCAAUCUCAACCUCAAACACCCCGACGGUGACAUCCUCCGUGGUGCUUUCAAUUUUAAUGACAAACACCCUGACGGAGACAUCCCCCACGGCACCUUCAAUUUCAAUGUCAAACACCCUAAUGGAGACAUCCCCCAUGGCACCUUCAAUCUCAACCUCAAACACCCCGACGGUGACAUCCUCCGUGCAGCGCUUUCAAUUUCAAUGUCAAACACCCCGACGGAGACAUCCCCCGUGGCACCUUCAAUUUCAAUGUCAAACACCCUAAUGGAGACAUCCCCUGCAGCACCUUCAAUCUCAACCUCAAACACCCCGACAGUGACAUCCCCGUGCAGCACCUUCAAUUUCAAUGUCAAACACCCCAACGGAAACAUCCCCAGUGGCGCCUUCAAUCUCAAUGUCAAACACCCCAAUGGAGACAUCCCCAACAGAACCAUCAAUUCCAGUUUGACACCCCAAUGGAGCCACAAAUGA
Messenger RNA from Laccaria bicolor S238N-H82, 906 nucleotides. RefSeq lists its product as uncharacterized. The coding region runs from base 1 to 906 and encodes 301 amino acids. The record is from RefSeq and is a predicted model, not a curated record. Lineage: Eukaryota; Fungi; Basidiomycota; Agaricomycetes; Agaricales; Hydnangiaceae. The transcript has a single exon.